This is a messenger RNA of Aspergillus mulundensis, 714 nucleotides long. RefSeq names its product putative glutamine-serine rich protein MS8. The coding region runs from base 1 to 714 and encodes 237 amino acids. NCBI's taxonomy places the organism in Eukaryota, Fungi, Ascomycota, Eurotiomycetes, Eurotiales, Aspergillaceae. The transcript is spliced from 3 exons. The record is from RefSeq and is a predicted model, not a curated record.
AUGUCGUAUAACCACAAUCAGUACGGCGGCCCGCCCGACCAGGGCUACUAUGGAGGAGCUGGAUACGGCAGCCAGGGCAACUAUCCUCAGCAGCAAUAUGGUGGGCAACCACAGCAGCAAGGCUAUUACCCGCCUCAGCAGCAGCAACAGCAGCCUUAUGGUCAGCACCCCCACGAUACGGCGUACUCUCCGGGUCCUCCCUCAUACCAACAAGGUCAACAAUACCAUCAACAACCUCAGCAAGGCGCAUACGGGCAACCUCAGCACGGACAACCGCAGCACGGCCAACAAUACCCCGGACAUUAUGGGCAAGACCCUAAUAUGAACUACGGCCAUGAUCGCGGCCACUCCCCAUACCCUCCUCAACAGCAGCAACAAUACCACCAACCCCAAGGCGGCGCGAACUCUUCUUAUUACGGCGGUCACCAGGCAGAGCACUCAGCUCCGCAGCAGGGACACGCCCAAGUGCCGGUCGGUGCUGAAGGUGAAAGAGGGCUGGGCUCGACCUUACUCGGAGGCGCCGCGGGCAGCUUCUUAGGGCACAAAAUGGGCGGCGGUGCAUUAGGCACUGUUGGAGGCGCUGUCGCAGGAGCAGUGGGAAUGAACGUCGCUUCUAAAAUGCACAAGAAGCAUAAGAAGAAGAAACAUGGCCGCAAGCGCUCCGGCAGCUCCAGCUCAUCGAGCUCCUCUAGUUCCAGCUCUAGCAGCUCCUGA